Molecule: messenger RNA, 2298 nt
Organism: Drosophila willistoni
Lineage: Eukaryota; Metazoa; Arthropoda; Insecta; Diptera; Drosophilidae
Gene: qtc
Product: protein quick-to-court
Exons: 7
Coding region: 43-2091 (682 amino acids)
Source: RefSeq, a predicted model, not a curated record
CACACACACACACACAGACACUUAAGAAAAUCGCAAGUAAAGAUGACGUCGUUAUCGAAGGAGACGUCAUUGAUAAAGAAGGAGGUGUUACCAUUGCCACCCACACGAAUACCACAGGCGGAAGUUGUUCCAUUCCAGUGUUCCGCCUCAAUGCGUUUGCGCGAGAACCGAAAAGAGGAACAACAACUUAUUGGCUCAGCCGGCAGCGAGAAUGGUUUUAGUACGCGCGCCAAGCUCACCAAGCCAUCAUCGUCAACUACAUCCGGAUCCUCGAAUUCUGCUGGUUCCCUUAGCCACUUGACGCGUAACCGUAGUUGGAGCAAUUUAGGCCACAAAACGGCGACCUCCUCCCCCACAAAACCGGAAGUGAAAGAUGCACCAAAGGCAUUAUGCCCAACACCCCUGACGCCGAAUCAAAAGGAAUUGUCCAAAUCAACGGACAACCAAAUGGAUGGAAAUGCAGCAACUAUAAACACCUCCAAGUCGCGUAAUAUGUCUCUGAAGUUGAACGGCGGUGAGACCACGACGAACGAGGCGGCAGUUGCGGCUACUACUACGGCGACUAGCACGCCACCACACAAUUGCAUCCGGCAGGGUCAUUGUAUCAAGGCGACGCCCCCAAAGAAAUUGUCCACACUGCAUGAAGCUAAAAUCUCACCAAAGACACCGCCAGUGACACCAGAUUCACCUAGCACCUAUCUGGAUGAUGAUUUAGAUUCCAUGUAUUCAUUUGUAACAACUACUUCGGGUCGUUCGACCAUGUCUUGUGAGCAUCCCUAUGUUGCCAGAAAUGGCACCACUUUCAGUGGUCGAAAAAUGAAGUAUGUUGUACACUGUUCCAACUAUGCCGGGCAGGUGGGUCCUGAUUAUUUGACGCCUACGCAACGUGCCCAGCGCCAGAUACGUCGCCUCAAGGAGUUACUCUGCGUAGCACGACAGGAUCUGGAGCAAAAGGAUUCGGAACUAUUGCGUCUCACUCGAGAAGUUGUGGAACUGCGUGUGUUUAAAGCCUCAUUGAGCUCGCCGGAAGAACGUUCUGCCUCAUCGGAUGCUGUUACUGUACGGGAAGCUGAACUAAAAACUUCGCAGGAUGUUUCGCCCAUUGUCGAAAUGGUUGAUGAGGCGAAUGCCAAAUGUAGUCCACUUCAUUUGGCCCGCCAGCAGCAACAGCAAUUGCAAAUGUCAGCCGAGAUGCAAAGCUCUUAUGCCGAUUCGGGACACUUUGAGGAUUUGACCAUGUCCUCAGUGCACUCGAAGGAUUCUCAAACGCAGAGUGAAGCUUGUGGGGCAUCCACUCCAGACGGUGAAGCCGAUGUCGAUGCUGAGGCUGAGGCAGGGGGCGCUGAUGUUAGCAACUUGGAGAACUAUGAACUGCAGCGUCAAGAGCUUAUACGCAUGUAUGAGCGGCGAAUCGAGGAACUGAUACGUACUCAAGAUGGAGCCACCAGUGAAUUGAAGCGUUCCCACAAUGAUAAAGUUGAAGCUUUGCUCCAGAAGCUAGCCGAAUGCAAUACACGUUACUCGGAUAUUGUGCCCGACUAUGAGCAAGCCAAGCAGCGCAUAAGAGAGCUGGAGAAACAAUUGGAGGAUCUGCAGCGAAAGCUAAUUGAGCAUGAGGAUAAACAAAAGAAAAUGUAUUUGCAUAUGUAUCAACAGGGACAGGAGUCUGAGCGCAUUGCUCGAGCCGAUCAGGCUUUGGAAUUAGCGCAACGCCAACCGGAUAGCAAGGUGUCGAUCAAUGAACUUUUGCAACAGCUUCAGAGCACUCAGGAUGAAUUGGAGAACAUACGCGCACCAGAUUGUAGAAUGAGGGAGCAGUGCGGCAGUAAUAAUGCCCUCCUUACUGCAAAGGAGGCGAUUUCAUUAUGGGUACUUGGCGCGCGUAAGACCAUCUAUCGCCGCUUGCUGGAUGCCCAAAAGAAUCGUACUCAUGUUGAUCCGGAAGUUACGCUACAAUUCCUUAAAAGCGCCAUUUUCUAUUUCCUAACCGAUAAAGAGAACUCCCAAGGUCAUCUACAGGCCAUCGAAAGUAUCCUGGAAUUCACCGAUGAGGAGAAACAAAAGAUCAAUCAGGCCCGAUCGCCCAAGUGAACAGAAAAAAAGAGAGGCAGAAAGAUUGAUAAAAAAAAAGAAGGUUUUUAGAAACGCGAAAUAAUGUUUUAUGUUCUUUAGUAUUUGUGCUAAAAUGCAUUGUUUUGUAUUUGUAAUCAUAAUUUAACGAAUUUUAUUUGCAUUAUUAUUUUGUCAACAAAAUAAUUCUGUUAAAUUUCAAAAGCGACUAAAAAAAAAACUGAAAUG